AUGUCCAACCCCGAGAUCUCGCCCAAGGCAACUCCCUCCAUUGAGCUCCCACCAGGGAAGGUGAUCUGUCAGGUGUCGGCCGUUAAUACGACUGCCAACCUGGCCGUCCCUUCAGACACUCUGGUUCAGCCACCAAUCCCCGGUCAUGAGCUGAUGAACUUUCCAACCAUUGCCUUCCUCAUCACUCAUCCUUCAGGGGACCAGGUCAUGUUCGACCUGGGCACCCGCAAAGACUUCUGGAACCUUCCUGGGCCUACCGCAGCUGUCAUUGACGCCAAGAUUCCUGGCAUCAAGAUCGAGAAGAAUGUCAUUGACAUCUUGGUCGAAGGGGGAGUUGAUCCGGCAAGGCUUCGAGCCGCCAUCAUUAGUCAUUGGCACUUUGAUCAUAUUGGAGACCCAAGGACAUUUCCUGAAACCAUGGAGUUUGUGGUCGGUCCUGGGUUCUCUAGGGACUUUCUACCCGGUUAUCCCAUCAUGGAAGGCUCGCCGUUCUUUGAAGACACGUUCAAGGACCGCAAAGUCAAUGAGCUCAGCUUCUCAGAUCUAGUUGUCGCGGGCUACAGAGCCGUAGACUACUUCGGCGACGGUAGUCUAUAUGUUCUUGAUACGCCUGGUCAUGCAGUUGGCCACAUGUCCGCCCUCGUCAGAACCACAGUCGAUACAUUCGUGUUUCUAGGAGGCGAUAUUUGCCACUUUGGAGGGUCAUUCAGGCCAACUCAAUACGCUCCAAUGCCCGCGAACAUCCAACCCUCCACCAUCAUCCCUCACCAUCGUCAGGUGGCCCCGUUCGCCUGUUCUCUCUUCACUGCCUGUCACCCAGAUCAGAGACAUGCGCGCACCUCUCCAUUUUACACACCCCGUUGUGGUGAAGGAUCAUGGUACAUCGACCCUCCUACUGCGGUAAAAAGCAUCGAGAGCUUGACGGUUGUCGAUGCAAAUGAGAAGGUGCUUGUUCUCAUUGCUCACGAUCCCGGGCUGCUGCACACCCUACCAUUCUUCCCGCGUGGUGAUAUCAACGAUUGGUACAACGCUGGGUGGAAAAAGGGUCUGAGGUGGGCGUUCUUGGACGAGCUUCCUAUCCCAGGCAAGACUCGGAAGUUCCUUGCGGAUGGAACAUAUAGAGAUGGUGUAUGUGUUAGGAAAUUGGAUGUUGCUUCUGCUGAGUAA
Fusarium keratoplasticum is the source of this 1167-nucleotide messenger RNA. RefSeq names its product Lactamase-B domain-containing protein. The coding region runs from base 1 to 1167 and encodes 388 amino acids. Lineage: Eukaryota; Fungi; Ascomycota; Sordariomycetes; Hypocreales; Nectriaceae. The record is from RefSeq and is a predicted model, not a curated record. The transcript has a single exon.